Ceratina calcarata is the source of this 684-nucleotide messenger RNA. RefSeq lists its product as uncharacterized. Gene Ontology annotation, biological process: vacuolar proton-transporting V-type ATPase complex assembly. Lineage: Eukaryota; Metazoa; Arthropoda; Insecta; Hymenoptera; Apidae. Gene Ontology annotation, cellular component: endoplasmic reticulum membrane. The record is from RefSeq and is a predicted model, not a curated record. The transcript has 2 exons. The coding region runs from base 192 to 611 and encodes 139 amino acids.
CUGAUCGAUGGCUCACGCGGCUUAUGCGCAUCUUCUGCUCAAUGGCUGACACGUGAAUUGUUUCGUUUUACACGCACGAGGUACCCGAGAAAUGGGACAUUCGUGUGCGAGGGAAGUAAUGCCCACGGCCAGCUUCGAUUUUGAGAUAUAUUAAGCCUGUUUCUUUGUAACGGAAUCUCUCAUCAGGAUUGAUGGUUUUAAUCAUCCGCAACAACCGAAUACUUUCUAGUCGACACCCUAAAUUUAAAAGACUUUUCUCUUAUAUGAACAAAAGUCAACAGAAACAGAGUCACAAAGAGAUUUCUUCUGAUCAAAGUAAAGAUCAAGUGCAACCAGUCAUGAGUUUUGUGGGUGUGCUGAGCAAACUGUUUCUAUACAGCUGUGCGAUGUUUACAUUACCAUUCGCUUCAUUUUUUGGUGUACAACACAUUAUGAACACCGAAUUCCAUGUAGAUAGAUUCGUAACGAAUUGCAUUUCUGUGUCUGCCGCGGUGAUCACAGUCAACUUGAUAAUAGCUUUUUACAUUUAUCAGGCUUUUCAAGAGCCUAACGAUGAGACUAUAACUGAUGAUCACUCUUCUAAGGAGAGUCUGAAUGAAAAAAUUGAUUAGAUGUUAAGUUCUUGUACUGUAUUAAAAAAAACUGAUCAUAUUUAUAUUACAAACGUAUAUUAAUAUUUAGAUA